UCCUUGGAAGGCCAUGACUCAGAUCCAAGGAGGUGUGGACAAACAGGUACAAAGAGAAGCAACCCUGUUCCCUUUUGUUCAGACCUGCUCUCCCUCCACAGCAGGAAGGAUUCCCUCUUCAGUAGAAAGAUGGCAUACUCCACCAGAACAAUCGCAGAAGGCUGUUUUGGGAAGGUCUACAAGCAGAAGUACAACGAUACCUGGGCUGCUAUAAAGAAAGUCCCACAAGACCUCAUCAGCAAGUACGACCUGGAUAGAGAGACUGAAGUGUACAAGAAGGCAAGUCAUCCAAAUAUUGUGAAGCUACUGGGGAAAAUAGAUCUCAAAGACGGAAAAUGGAUUAUUCCUUUAGAGUUUAUCUUUGGAGAAGACUUGGAGACCACCAUCUUUAAAGAAGCACAAUCUAAAAUAAAGUUGACUCCGUCUAUCAAAGGAACUAUCAUCACCGGCAUGUGUGAAGGGCUGCACCACCUUCACUCCAAAGAUAUUGUCCAUCAAGACCUCAAGCCUGACAACAUCAUGGUGGAGCAUGACACAAACAGAGCGGUCAUCAUCGACCUGGGAUUGGCUAAGUUCUUCCGGUAUGGUCAAAACUCUGCCAAAGACGAGGGGAAUAAUGCGUACUCUGCCCCUGAGGUUCUGCAGAGGGGCAGUCAGAGGGACCAGCGCUCAGACGUGUGGGCAAUGGGUAAAAUCAUCGCCGAGCUCUGUGCCCGGGACCGGCUGUACACGCCCAGCGUCUGUCCAGCUAAGAUCAAUGAUAUCCUGAAGGAUCAGCCUUACUGCCAUGUUGUGUGUAGGAUGGUGCAUCCCGACCCUACUCUGAGAGCCUCCAUGGGUGGGGUCAUGAGUGAGAUAAAAAGGGUCGGAGGUCCAGGCAAUAACCCCGUUAAAAAAGAUUACCUUAAGCCAGCAACACCUCACAUCAGUGUCGGAAAACUGUCUCCAGCACCUGGUCACAGAGGUGCAUCUCCAAUGACCAUGGAGAAAUCGCCACUGAAAUUGGAGCGCUCACCGAAACCAGAGUUCAAAGCUCCGCCUCCUCGAGCAGCAAUGCCCCUUCCUCCUUCCCCUUAUAGGACGGAGGACAAGAACAAAAACCAGGGUCUGGUCCCGACAGGCAGAACUGAGCGCACCGAAGACCUCAUGAAAGGGAAGUUUUUCCAAGGUGCUGACCAGAACCUGCCCAGACACCUGCCCACAACAGGAAGGGUGGUGACGCAGAGCUAUGAGAUUAAAAACAGGGAGGUUCAAACAUGGAAGCAGGAGGUGGUGACUGAGGGUGGACAGAUGGUCAAGUUUGUUGAUGUCAAGUAUAAUAGCAAGAUAGAAUAAAGGGAUUUCUUAUUUGGCAGAUAAUGUACAGUAGCUCCUAUAAAAGGAUUGAAUGUGCU
Messenger RNA from Trematomus bernacchii (emerald rockcod), 1394 nucleotides. Its product is annotated as serine/threonine-protein kinase Nek6-like. Gene Ontology annotation, biological process: protein autophosphorylation; autophagosome organization; peptidyl-serine phosphorylation. Gene Ontology annotation, cellular component: autophagosome; cytoplasm. NCBI's taxonomy places the organism in Eukaryota, Metazoa, Chordata, Actinopteri, Perciformes, Nototheniidae. Gene Ontology annotation, molecular function: ATP binding; protein serine/threonine kinase activity. The record is from RefSeq and is a predicted model, not a curated record. The transcript is spliced from 5 exons. Bases 130 to 1335 code for a protein of 401 amino acids.